AUGGAGAAUUCUGUGGGAGUUGGUCUAAUGGCUGCGUUUGCAAUCUCGGGGAGCGUUGCUCUCAUUUCUAUCCAGCUCCAAAACCGCCUCCUUUCAAAUUUCAUGGACAAGAUUGAAGUCCAGCUGGCGAGGAGGAGAAGAAGAAUAAUCCAUCACCAUAAUCGUAAACACCAAUAUAAGCAGGGGAAGAGGGUCCGAUUUGCAGAACAUGUAAUGGAGUUUUCCCCUGUUUCCCAAGAUAGUGAUGAUUAUGAUGACAACAGGCAGAUUCUUUACAAAGGGAUUAUGGUUAUGGAUGAAAGGACCCUUGAAGAGAGUAACGCAUCUCCACUUGUAUCUAAGGAAUCGCCAACCAUUGGAGCGACGAAAAGCUCCAAUCUUGGAACAGUGAUGUAG
Messenger RNA from Linum tenue, 396 nucleotides. The record is from the annotation of a GenBank genome assembly. NCBI's taxonomy places the organism in Eukaryota, Viridiplantae, Streptophyta, Magnoliopsida, Malpighiales, Linaceae.